AUGUUUCGAGCCAAGGGUGGUGUACUAGCGAGUCGCUGCGCCGGUAUCCAGCUGGUGCCAUCCUCUCUCUGCCGGCCGUUGGUCAGUUUCCGUCAGUUUUCCGGUUCCGCAACUGCCCUUCAGCGCCUUCCGGUGCGCAUCCGCGGGCGAGGGACGGGUACUCUCCAAACCAUUGACGUGGAGGGCAAGCCAUAUAAGAUUCAGACCGACACGUACCAGGUUCUGGGCGGAAAUGACUCGUCACCCUCACCUGUCUCCUACUCAUUGGCCAGUUUGGGCUCUUGUACUCAAGUGACCGGAUCUGUGGUUGCCAAGGACCAUAACAUUAAGCUCGGUCGAUGGGAUGUUGCGGUUGAGGGUUUACUGCCGACCGCGGUGUUGGUCAAAGGCGAGGAGGGCAACCCGAACUGGGAGAAGGUCGCGUUGAACGUCAAAGUCCAAACCGAUAUAAAGGGAGGCAGUGAUGAUCCGAAGUUCAGGCACUUUGUCUCCGAAGCGGAGCGCCGGUGCCCCAUCACGCAGCUCUUCAUCCGCAGUGGAGUUGCAUUCAGCAGUGAGUGGAUAAAUGAGCCUUUCUGA
Cladophialophora psammophila CBS 110553 is the source of this 579-nucleotide messenger RNA. RefSeq lists its product as uncharacterized. The transcript has a single exon. NCBI's taxonomy places the organism in Eukaryota, Fungi, Ascomycota, Eurotiomycetes, Chaetothyriales, Herpotrichiellaceae. The record is from RefSeq and is a predicted model, not a curated record. The coding region runs from base 1 to 579 and encodes 192 amino acids.